AUGUCCGGCAUAAUUGACGCGUCUUCUGCAUUAAGGAAAAGAAAGCAUUUGAAGAGAGGCAUCACCUUCACCGUGAUGAUCGUGGGCCAAUCCGGCUCAGGCAGGUCGACUUUUAUAAACACCCUGUGCGGCCAGCAAGUCGUGGACACCUCGACAACGAUCCUGUUGCCCACAGAUACCUCUACAGAGAUAGACAUGCAAUUGAGAGAGGAAACAGUGGAAUUGGAGGACGACGAAGGUGUCAAGAUUCAACUGAACAUUAUCGAUACUCCCGGGUUUGGUGAUUCUCUGGAUAAUUCUCCAUCUUUCGAGAUAAUUUCCGAUUAUAUUCGCCACCAAUACGAUGAGAUUCUGUUGGAGGAAAGCCGUGUGAGAAGAAAUCCAAGAUUUAAGGACGGUAGGGUUCAUUGUUGUCUGUAUUUAAUAAACCCCACUGGCCAUGGUUUAAAGGAAAUCGAUGUAGAAUUCAUGAGGCAAUUGGGAUCUCUGGUUAACAUUAUCCCCGUGAUUAGUAAAUCUGACUCGUUGACAAGAGACGAAUUGAAACUGAACAAAAAAUUGAUCAUGGAAGAUAUUGACAAAUGGAAUCUGCCUAUUUAUAACUUCCCCUUCGAUGAAGAUGAAAUAUCCGAGGAGGAUUACGAAACAAACAUGUACUUGCGUGCGCUUUUACCCUUUGCCAUCAUCGGAUCCAACGAAGUCUACGACGUGGGUGGAGACGUUGGUACUAUUCGUGGUAGAAAAUACCCAUGGGGCAUAUUGGACGUGGAGGAUUCUUCAAUCUCUGAUUUUGUUAUCUUAAGAAACGCGUUGUUGAUUUCUCAUUUGAACGACUUGAAAAAUUACACACAUGAAAUAUUGUAUGAAAGGUAUAGAACCGAAGCAUUGUCUGGUGAGUCUGUCGCAACAGAAUCCAUCCGUCCAAACCUCACAAAAUUGAAUGCUUCAUCGUCUUCAUCUACCACAACAAGAAGAAACACGAAUCCGUUCAAGCCAAAUGAUAAUAUUAAUAAUGGCAUUCUCAGCCCACCAUCUGAUACGCACGGGCAAAAAGCCAGUACCAAUAACGAAACUUACAUGACACGCGAAGAACAAAUACGAUUGGAAGAAGAACGACUAAAGGCAUUUGAGGAAAGAGUACAGCAAGAAUUAUCACUGAAAAGACAAGAACUGUUGCAAAGAGAAAAGGAAUUAAGGGAAAUAGAAGCCAGGUUGGAAAACGAGGCUAAAAUUAAGCAAGAGGACUAA
Molecule: messenger RNA, 1248 nt
Organism: Saccharomyces eubayanus
Lineage: Eukaryota; Fungi; Ascomycota; Saccharomycetes; Saccharomycetales; Saccharomycetaceae
Gene: CDC11
Product: septin CDC11
Exons: 1
Coding region: 1-1248 (415 amino acids)
Biological process (GO): protein localization to bud neck; cellular bud neck septin ring organization; division septum assembly
Cellular component (GO): microtubule cytoskeleton; septin ring; cytosol
Molecular function (GO): molecular adaptor activity; GTP binding; GTPase activity
Source: RefSeq, a predicted model, not a curated record